UCGAGGACAAAGACAGGGACCACACAGCCUCAAGUUCUCCAGCUCACACAACUCCACGAAAGACACACAUGACGGUAGGAGAUCAACCCAUACCAAACGAUCAUGAUGCCACCAUCACAGACUUAUAUGCUGCUCUAGAAAGCACAUUUCUCAGAUCUGUCUGCGUGACCACAGAGAAAAAGCCAUUGGAUAAUAAUCUGCGCGGAUCUGGAGGACACUGAAUAGGAGUAAAUAGACAAGAGGCGUAAGAAACAAACGGGGAGCGACUCAUUGAACACCGUGGUUUUCUUUGAGUGUUACGUUUCGAGUCCACACCAGGAUUUUGUUUCGUUGUAGACAAAACAUUGUGCACGGAAGGACCUGGAUUUAACGGAGGGAGAGUCGGAAAGCUCCGUUUUAUUGAGCCAUGAAGAAGAACAGUUCAACAAAGCGGGGCCCUCAGGAAGCCAAUCAACAGCCUGCGCAGCCUGACAAAACUGGAUGGAUUCGCAAGUUCUGUGGCAAAGGAAUUUUCAGGGAAAUUUGGAAAAACAGAUUUGUUAUACUGAAAGGAGACCAACUGUACAUUUCUGAAAAAGAGUUGCUUGGAGGCAUGGACGAGUUACAUGACAUGCCCUCAUCCUCGAAAACCAUGAACAAAACUACACAACGUAAAAGAAAAUAUGAUCCAGACUACAAAAUAAGGGUCAAAGAUGAGAAGAAAAUCCAGGAUGUGGUGGAUCUCACCGACUACGAGAGGUCUGAGGAACUUCGCAAGGCCAAAAGCAGGAGCAAAAAGAACCACAGCAAGUUCACGCUUCUGCGCUCACGGCAGCCAGGCAACACGGUUCCAAAUCUGGUGUUUUUGGCCGUCAGUCCAGAAGAGAAGGAGUCAUGGAUCAAUGCUUUAAAUGCAGCGAUCACCAGGGCCAAGAAUCGCAUAUUGGAUGAGGUGACGGUGGAAGAGGACAGCUUGUUGGCCCAUCCGACGCGUGACCGAGCUAAGAUACCCCACACUCGCCGUCUGCCCACCCGCGGGCACCUCAUGGCUGUGGCUUCUACCACAAACUCGGAUGGCAUGCUGACACUUGACCUCAUCCAGGAAGAAGAUGUCCCCGCAGCACAGGGUCAGGACUCUCAUGAGGAUACCCUCGAUAAAGCCGGUUCCCAGCGUACCCUAGAUUCCCAGCGCUCCAAUACAGACACCUCGAAGCUCUCAACAUGUAACGAGACCCCCGGAAAGUCCCAGAGUCUGCCGCGAAAAAGCGAGAGUGCCUUUGACUGGUCGGAAAACCAUCGGACGCCGCAGCUCCGCAAAAAAACGCCUACAUCCGAGAAGAACCGUUGCGCUUCCAUGGACGAGAUCCUCACGCACUGCGAAACACGGGCCCUUCCACACUGCUCGACUUCAGCGCCAGUGCAGCCCAUCAGCCAGCUCCAGGACCUCAUCACCCAGAAGCUGGAGAGAACGCAAGAAUUGCUGACAGAGGUGCGGGCACAGGGCAAGGGGAAGGGAUCGCCGUCUGGAAAGAGCUCCAGCCCAGAGGGUCAACGGAUGGAGGCGGAGCGGCUUCUGGAGGAAGCAGCGUCCACUUGGGGGCAGGCUCGUGACGUACUGGAAGAAGUGAAAGAACUCAGAGCUUUAUACAAGCAGCUUGACUCUGCCUCUUCCGCCACGCCCGGUCCUUCACAGAACGGCAAACUGAACAGCCCUCAACAAGAAAACCACCGGAAAAGCAUGAUGUGACGACACAGAAAGUCCUCUACGGUUUAAUGGCGUCGUUUUUCAACGGACUCUUCCUGUUGACUGCUUUAGUAUUGCUGGAAUCAAAUAACAUGAGCUAUACGUGUAUGUAUGAAUUGUUAAAGAGCUUCCUAAUAUCGGCGUCAGAGCAAAAAUACGAUGGACCGGUGGUUUUACCAAACACAAUCUGUUGCGCUGUACCCUGCGGUAUCAUUUUUCACAGUGAUGUCAACAGGGACAGUAAAAGCACGGAGGCACCGAGUGGCCCAUCAGCGUAAGACGGUGAGAAACACCACAUGGCGGUGAUGUUGUUGUCAUCCUCAGCCUAUCACAAUGUGAAUGUUUUCCUUCUGUUUCAUAAUACACUGGAGGAGCUUUGUUUCAGAAUGGUCACAGACCCCGAGGUCUAUUUUACUCCCUGGGUCAUUUUUGUAUGUAAUAAUAAUAAUAAUAAUUCCCAGCACACUUGCUCUGCUGUUAACAAAAACAAAGCUCAUAAUAAGAUGCAAUCAGGGUGCAGCCAAAGGCUAUUGGCGGAAAGCUCACGGAUAAUGGAGCAUGUGCUGUGUCCGGCAAUGCUCUGUAUCCCAUCAGAUGGGCUCUAAUUGUGAACAAAGCCAUGAACAUUAACACAGAUGACGUCUGGUGCCAGAGUUGCUGCGGAAAGUGGAGGAAGAAACAGCUGCCAUUAAAGACGAGACUCCAUGCAGUAAAGGAAACGAUUAAUAAUAAUUACACAUUUGCACUAUGGAGAAUGCUGUAAAACGAGAGUGACACUGGCAAGCUAUCUUUUCAAACCUAAGAGGCAGAACAGACAAUCUACUGUAGGCAGGGAAAUAUGGGUUGUGUAGCUCUAAGUCUUUACACCUAAGUGGUAUUUCCGAAAAUGUUGGUAUCUUUCAAAAUCAAAAGCUGCCUUAGCGUAUUUUCAUAAGGGCACAUGCAAACUGCAUCUCAAACUCUUCAAAGACUCUGAACGCUUGUAUAUUUUAAUUUUUCGAAAAGUUCGCCUACAAGUUGCCUGCACCUCAAGAGAAGCUUUUGAAGCAUGAUUUUGUUUUGCUUUGCAGGAUUUUUGUCUUUGGGGAACUAUGCAAGGUUGCAUGGGUGAAUCUCACAAAACCAGUCAAGAUGUCAUGUGUCAUAUUUCACCCCAAAAUUUCUUUGAAAGAAACAAGAUGUUAUAUUUUGCUUAAAGAAAAUUAAGCUUAUUUUUGACAAUGAAGCACAUAUCCCCACCCCAAUUGACCGUUCGCAAAGACCCGCCCCCUUUAGUUACUAUUGCUAUGUCCGACAAGCCAUGCCGCUCUCACACCACACAUUGUGUUCUCACGCAGUGAAAAAUACAUCGCGGAGCAAACAGGACACUGACAAAGCAUCAACAGACAAAACAGAGCAGGUUAUUUUUGAUAUGAAACAAGGUCUCAAAUUUCAAAUUUUGUCAUUAUUAAGGAAAUUUAAACAAUAAAUACCGUUUUGUGGCUCUUUAAUGUGUUGUGACGGAUCGCUGUAGUGCCUCAGUUCAAGCG
Messenger RNA from Megalobrama amblycephala (Wuchang bream), 3252 nucleotides. It is a transcript of the gene plekho1b, whose product is annotated as pleckstrin homology domain containing, family O member 1b. Gene Ontology annotation, biological process: regulation of myoblast fusion. The coding region runs from base 407 to 1726 and encodes 439 amino acids. NCBI's taxonomy places the organism in Eukaryota, Metazoa, Chordata, Actinopteri, Cypriniformes, Xenocyprididae. The transcript is spliced from 7 exons. The record is from RefSeq and is a predicted model, not a curated record. Gene Ontology annotation, cellular component: muscle cell projection membrane; ruffle membrane.